This is a messenger RNA of Theobroma cacao (cacao), 1653 nucleotides long. NCBI's taxonomy places the organism in Eukaryota, Viridiplantae, Streptophyta, Magnoliopsida, Malvales, Malvaceae. The record is from RefSeq and is a predicted model, not a curated record.
CACCGAAAAACUAAAUUAGUACUUUAAAAUUCUGAAAUUGUUGAGUUCACUGGUAAGACGAGGGAAGAUGUCCUAAAAGGAAUCCAUGCCGUUGCCUCUACAGCUGUAACUUGUCUUCAAAGCUAAAACGCUACCCUUUUUUUUAAUUUAUUGUUCCAAACGACACAGAACAACAAACAAACCGAAACAACAGUUUACAGCUUUCUGGGUAUCGAGCGAAACUAAAAACUUUGGCUGUCGGAGACUCGGCGUGUCAUACUUUCAGUUUAAGCAGAAGAGAUGUCAUGCUUAAAGCAUCUCUGGGAAGAUGUUGCAACUCAACUUUCAGUGCUGCAAAUGCCUGGCGUUUUAUCUUUUGCAGGUCUAAACUAAAUUUUAGAAACGCUGCUUCAUCACAGUUCUUCACCGAGAUUGGCUAAUUCUUUGCUCUAAUAUAUCAGUAACUUGGUUCAGGGACAGAAAUUGAUAUAUUUUUAUCUAACAAAUGACAGAAACUUUAAGUUAUACAGCCUGCAGACAGUUAUCUCAGAUGUUCUUGGCAAUAAUUUUCUUUCAUAGUUCAGAAUACAUCCUAGCAAUUGCCAUUCAUGGGAGAUCAAAUGUUACUUUCAAAUCAUUUCUCAUCAGCAAAAAUUAUCUUUCUGCUAUGAUCCUUUCAUUGCUGGAGUACUUCCUUGAAAUUGUUCUAUUUCCUGGGUUGAAGGAACACUGGUGGAUAAGUGACACAGGUCUUGCAAUGGUGGUAAUAGGGGAGAUUAUACGAAAGUUGGCAAUUAUAACUGCUGGUCAAGCCUUCACGCAUCUUAUCAAGGUUUACCACGAGGAGCAUCAUCAACUAAUUACUCACGGAGUCUAUAGAUUUGUCCGUCAUCCAGGGUACUCUGGUUUCCUCAUUUGGUCAGUUGGCACUCAGAUAAUGCUCUGCAAUCCCAUAUCCACAAUCGCUUUUGCAAUUGUUGUUUGGCAAUUCUUUGCAGAAAGAAUACCUUAUGAAGAGUUUUUCUUAAAGCAGUUUUUUGGGUCAGACUAUGAGGAUUAUGCACUUCGGGUCCCUUCUGGGGUGCCAUUUGUAAAAUGAAGAUUUAUGAAUUCCGUUGGUAGGGCUGGAUUUGUCUUUCUAUUAGCUUUCUGAGUAGGGAUUCAUUCCGACUUUUGAGAUUGAAACGAUUAGCAGUAACUGGAGCAAGAUUUUCCUAAUAUUGCUGCCUCUUAAUUUCCUUGUAGUUGUAGACUUUUAACGUGGGUCGGAUGAUGGUCUUUAAUCAUGGUGGGAGAAUCUUCUUAGGGAUAGGCGGGAAUUGGCCCUUAAGUACGUGCUGGAUUCACUGAGGCGUUAUAUUCAGGCUCUUCAAGAGUACUGAUCUUAAAAUCUGAAAUAGUAUUCUCUGUGCAUUUAACUUAAUUGGUAUGACUGUGAAAAACCAUACUGUUGGUUUUCAAAAAUAUGAACUCAGGGGUCCUAUUCUUGUCACCAGACGAGAAAGUGUCAUUCUUAUGGUGAUGCUGUUUAUGACGUAAUGUUGCUGGAUUAGAAUUUUUCAUUCUGCUACUGAUGCUGUAAUAAGCCUGUAAUUCUGCCAGAUCAGGCCUUUUCAUUUUGUGAUACUGUAACGUCUGUGGAUUACAGAAUAAAGAAAGCCGUUGAUGGCCUUA